AUGAAUCGUGUAUUAUAUCAUCUACAUGCCGGUCUCCGUUCAAUAUCGGAAAAGCAGCUUGCUCUUUUUCCUCUUCGAAUAGCUUCAACAAUUCAAGAAUUAAAUCGUCAAUUCACGUCCACAAUAACAGCACAAUUUGGCAAUGAGCCGUAUAGUAUACUUGUUACAAACUGUCUAGAUUAUGUCAAAAAAUAUUUUCAAUACGAAGAAGAAUUACUGAAAUAUUCACCAUGGCUAUUGACAAGAUUAAAACAACAGCGACAUACCGCUUUGGCUCGUAACGAUUUUGAACGUUUAUUUGAUAAAAGUUGCUCACUCACUUCCACCAGUUCGUCGGCAAUUUCGAAAGUACAAUCUUCUUCUGUCUCAACAACAUCAGUUAUCCAAACCAAUCUUGCGUUACCCACUUCCACUUUGUCACAACAGACCACGAAGCAAACUACAAUUGAUACUAGUAAAUCGUUCUGGAGUACAAAUCCAGUACCUGAAACAUCAACAUGGUUAAAAGACUCGAAUACAAAUCGUAUCAAUUUGGAUAGUGGCUCACGCAAACAACAAGAACAAACAUCGUCCACGAUUUCAAGUUCUCCAACGUCAACAGAUAAAAGUACUAGAAAGGAAUUUCCAGCAUUUCCGCAAGUUCAAUUCACUUCACCAUCAUCUUCCAUAUUUCAACGAUCAUCACCGACAACGGCUACGACAAGUACUACAUCUACAACAGCAACAACAGCAAAAGAUUCACCAGCCAAUUCUGGUAUAUUUCCUUUUCCUGUAUCAAGUUCAUCAUUCUACCCCAAAUCCAACGAAGAAAAUGAAGAAGAAUCGAGUGAACCGCCACAACCCGAACAAGUGAAAUAUGAACUAGAUGCCAAAAUUAGUUAUAAAUGUCGUAUGGCAGUAAAAAAAGGUGAUAAGUUAAUCAAACGUGGACAAGUACAAGUUCAUGUGAAAGAAAUUGAAAGUAGUUCUAAACGACAAAUGAUUAUUCGAUCCGAUGAUUCAUUGGGUCGAUUAUUUUUAAAUAUUCAAUGGUCGAAAAACAUUGAAAUGAAAAAAAAUUCAACAAAAGAUAUAACAUUUUGGUGUAUGCUUAAUCCAGCAAUGUCGGAAAUUGCAGCUGAUCAAGUGAUUAAUAUGCAUAAAAUACCGUUGAAUAAAAUUCUUGAUGAUGAUGAUGAUAUCGAUGAAUCUGAUUAUGGUUUUAAACCAGCAUUACCUUGCAUGGAUAAUGAAGGAUUAAAUAAUAUUGAUUUAAAUAAAAUGCCAAUGACUGGUGAAGAAUAUUUGAGACAGGUUCGAUUUCAAGCAUCAAAAUUACCUGAUUAUCGAAAAGCGGAUGUUAAAGCAACAUCUGAUUCUUCAUCGAAUAGAACACAUAAUUGGCAUACUUUAUUUCUUGUAAGUAGAGUCAUGUGGAACAAACUUUUUUCUGUUGCCCCAAGCCCGUGAGCAAGUUAUGUUGUCCCAGACCCGUUGGCCCCACGAAAAAAAUUUACGGGUUUUUCUCUUUGUCCCAUAUUUUUUGAAAAUAUUUUUCUGUCUUGAUAAACCGUAACAGUUACAAGAGAUGAUUAAAGUCUCUAACUUAUUUUUAUAAAAAAUCGGCGUGAAAAAAUUUAAGCUGUUUGAUUCUAAAAUUAAACGUUACUGUAUAAAAAAAUGUUUUACAUCCACUCACUUACUAUUGUCCAUCCAAAAAAAGAAUGGUAUAUGACUGUUUUUUAAAUAACUUUCGAUAGGAAAAAGCUAAAGAGCUUCAAUUUUCACCAUUCGAAAGAGGAGACUUGGUGAUAUG
Messenger RNA from Didymodactylos carnosus, 1795 nucleotides. The record is from the annotation of a GenBank genome assembly. Lineage: Eukaryota; Metazoa; Rotifera; Eurotatoria; Philodinida; Philodinidae.